AUGAGUGGAUUCACACAUUAUAAGAUAGAAACUACAGAAUAGAGAGGAGAUGGGUAUCCUUCGUAGAGAAGUAUAUAAUAAUACGGGAACACAUAAAUCAAGAAUGAGGAGUACCGAAUUUAAGUUACUUCUCCAGUCACAGAACAAAUUGUGAUAACCGAUUAGUCCUCUUUUUAGAAAAUAAUUGAAGCAAAAGAAAGAGAAAUAACAAAUCUGAGGGAAAGUGUAAAAUCGUUAAACAAUCAAAUAUAAGACUAAUUGAAGGAGUUGGAAAUCUGGAAGAAUAAAUGCAGACAACUGCAAUCUGAUAAAGGGUUCAGUCGAAUAACCACAACUGGUUAAUAAUCAAACGAUUGGGAAUUACUAUAAUUAAAAGAAGAAGUCAAUAAAUUAAGGUCGGAGAAUAACGAAUACAAAUUUAAACUAGAGAGGAAUGUUAGUGUGGUCUCAAAUGAUUAUGAAGUGAAUCAAUUGAAACUGUAAAUCAAAUCUUUGGAAGAACAACUCAGAUCCAAAUCAUCUGUUACUUAAUACACAUCAUUCAAUAAUAAUUCUCAAGAAGUCAAUCAAUUGAAGGAUCAAAUUAGAGUACUUACCUAAGAAAACGAAGACCUGAUAAAGGCUAAGAACUUGCUCAAUCAAUAAUUUCAGCAAUCCUAAAUCUAAUGGCAACAAAGUGCUUUUAGAAGUACUUAAAAUCAGGAUUCCGAAUAAUCAAGAGCACUCUAAAAUGAGAGGGAUGAUUUAAGAAGAAAAGUGAAGGUCUAAGAAGAAAGAAUUGCCGAAUUGUAAUAAGAAGUUUAAAGGUUAAACUUUAAUUGUGAUUCUUACAUUUAAGAAAUACAGCAAUCCUAAUUUAGACUAAGUUCAAAGAAUUAAAAUUAAGAGAUUGAGGGCUAUUUGAAAAGGAUAUCAGCCUUAUAACAUGAAGUCUUGGUGUGGCAAGAUCGUUACAAAGCCAAAGAAGUCUAGGAACUAUCACAUGCUCAAGAGUAGAAGGUAGCAUAAAAGGACAAUCAGAUUCAGUUUUUAUAAGAGAGAAUAAAAUAAUAUGAAGGCUAAAUGGACUAAUUGAGAUUUGAAAUUGACAAAUAGAGAAAGGAAUUCGAUGGAUAAAGAGCAACCUAUGACAGUAGAAGAACAGAUUAAGGAGAAGUGGAGAGUUUGAGAAGAAAGAUUGCAGAAAUGGAAUCAGAUAUUUAGAUUUUGAUUGCUGAUCUUCAAGAAAGAGAUUAAAGAAUAAGCAUAACAUAGAAUGAAUAUGAGGAGGAAAUUAGGAUCUUGAAGAAUUAAGGUUAAGUAUAAUACUAGACUGAAAUCAAUAAAUUAAAAGAAGAAAGAGAAAAGUACAGACUAGACUAUGAAAGAUUGUCGAAUGACUAUACAAAUAUUUAGAGACAAAGCGAAUAAUAUAAGAGCAAUUCUUAUGAAGUGGAUUCAUUAAAGUAGAGAAUCAUCGAGUUAGAAUCGCAAUUGAGAAAUGCUUCAAAUCAAUAUCAAUCUCUACAAGGUUAAUACUCUUAAUUGUAAAUUUAAUACUAAAGCUCACAAUAAUCAUAGUAAUCUUAAUUUUAAUUAAUAAGCAUUCGAGAGGAUUAUUAAAAAUUGUAAUCCCAAUUCAGUUAACUGUAAUAAGAGAACAUGUCAUUGAAAUAAUAGAAAUAAUAAAUAGAAAGCAAUUCCUAUUAAUAUAAGAAUAUUCAAAGCGAUUAUUAAGCUCUUCAAGACAGAUACAAUCAAUCACUGAAUGAAAUCUAAUAACUAAAUGAGUAAAUAAGGAAAUAUAGAAAUGAUUACGAUUCAUUGAAUCAAAAUUACAUUCAAUAUUAAAGGGAUAGUGAAAUCAAGUUUACUCAAACAAGUAAUAAGGAACUAGACAUUAUGAAAUCUCGAAUUUCGUAGUAUGAGCAAUAGAUUUAACAAUUAAGAAGUUAAUUGUCUAACUAAGAAAGCUAAUUGGAAUAGUAAUUUAAGGAGAGAUUGAGAGUUGAAAUGUAUUAAAUUGAACAGAAAGCAAGUAGUCAAAGUAAUAUGGAAUUGCAAUCAUUAUAAAAUAAGUAUAAUUAAUUGAAGACUUAAUAUGAUUAAUUGUAAUUUAGAUAUCAGGAAUAAAGUAAUCAAAUAUUGGUGGUUAAGGAGAAGAGCACAAGGGAAAGUUAAUUUGAAAUUUAGAGUCUAAGAGAUCAACUAUAAUAGUAUAAAUAGUCGAAUAUGCAAUUGAAUUAGGAUAUUUCGAUUUUGAAAGAAUAAAUUACAAAGUAUAGAAUGGAUGUGGAAUAGUCGAAUCAAAAGUAUAUUUUGAUUUAGAGGGAAAGUGAAAUGAACAAAUAAAACAUUGGAGAAGUUGAAAAGUUGAUGGCUAGAAUAAGAGAAUUGGAUUUUGAGUGUCAGUAGAAGAAUCAGUAAAUAAGUAAAUUGUAGAUGGAUAUGAGAAAUUAAGAAAUCGGGAUAAGAAAUGAAUUGGAAUAAUAGUUUAUUUCUAGAUUGAUGAUUGAGAGACAAAAUUUGGAGAGCAAAUUGUCAACUUAAAGUUCAGCUGAGACUCAAAAUUUAUAAUAUCAAUUGAAAUCAUUGCAGUAGGAAUUGAGUUAAUAUAAAUAAAGAUACUCACAAUUGGAGCAAUAAUUUAAUUAAUCUAAAAUAGAGAUUACUUAAUUUAGAUCUCAGUAGUCGAAUGUGAAUUUGGAGUAAGUUAAGCAAUUGCAAUUGAGGAUAACUGAGUUAGAACAUGAGAACCAGACUCUGAAUGUAGAAAUUGAGAGACAGAGGAACAUCAGAAAGGAGCAAGAGAAUAAAAUUUAAGUGUUGAUUACCAACAUAACCAAUUAUGAAUCAAAAUUACAUAUUUUGGAAUAAGAGAAUGCCAGAUUAGAAGCCAAGACUAAAAAAUAAAUAGUAAUCGAGAAGCCCGUUGAUUAGUACAUUGUAAAUCAACUGUUGGGAUAACCAAGUUCUUAAAUUAAGACUAAUAUCAUUACCACUACUACUACAAAUGUCUAAAAUGUUUAAGGCAGUGGUAUAGUAACUAGACAAUCUGGGAUGAAUCAGAUAAGUUAGGUUCCAUCGACUUAUAACUAGUAUUAUGAUUAGCAUAGAUUGCAAUCGCAGAAUGAAACAAAGCAAUCUCAAUUUUCUUAGAGAAUGUAAAGUCCACAACCUUAGGUUUCAAAUUAUUUGAGUCCAGACAAGAAUUUUUAAACUCAAAAGAUUACGACUACAAAGAGUGUUAAAUAAGCAAUUAUGUCAUCAGCGAAUUAAUGA
Paramecium tetraurelia is the source of this 3261-nucleotide messenger RNA. RefSeq lists its product as uncharacterized. The transcript is spliced from 4 exons. The record is from RefSeq and is a predicted model, not a curated record. NCBI's taxonomy places the organism in Eukaryota, Ciliophora, Oligohymenophorea, Peniculida, Parameciidae.